UCCAGGCAAUUUAUCAAAUCAGACUUAAAAAAAACAAUUGAUAGACAGAGUUUUAUUACUUUCUCAUCAAGUCAUCAGCAUGGCGAGAAAGAAAUCAAGACGCGCUGCAUUACUUAAGAAGCCAAUGGCACCGAAGAAACUGGACACCAUCUUCACUUGCCCUUUCUGCAACAAUCCGAACACAGUUGUAUGCACUUUCGACAAGAAGACAAUGGUCGGCGAGGCUGCAUGCUGUGUCUGCAAGGCAAAUUACAUCACUGAUAUCAACUUUCUGACAGAGCCUAUCGACAUCUACAGCGAGUGGAUCGACGAGUGUGAGCGGGUUAACACACCUACCAAAAAGGUAGUCCUUGUUUAGAUAGCUAGUCUGAUGCGUUUCUUGGUUUAAUAUAUUUCUUUAUUUGUUUUGUUUUGAUGAUUCUUGAAAGGUUUCUUGGAUUGUACGUUUUGAUAACUCUUGAAUUGUGGGUUAGGGUUUUGAUUU
Mercurialis annua (annual mercury) is the source of this 484-nucleotide messenger RNA. RefSeq names its product transcription elongation factor 1 homolog. The transcript has a single exon. Lineage: Eukaryota; Viridiplantae; Streptophyta; Magnoliopsida; Malpighiales; Euphorbiaceae. The coding region runs from base 80 to 358 and encodes 92 amino acids. Gene Ontology annotation, biological process: transcription elongation by RNA polymerase II. Gene Ontology annotation, cellular component: transcription elongation factor complex. The record is from RefSeq and is a predicted model, not a curated record. Gene Ontology annotation, molecular function: RNA polymerase II complex binding.